AUGGAGGAUAGCUUGCCAUGUCCAGCUGCAGAAGGCAGUAGCAAUCCAGAUUCAAGUGUUAGGAAGAUGUUUAGCUCCUCAGGGCCAGACACAGAAGGCACUGUUGAUCCAGCUUCCAGUAUCAAUGUCGAAUUCACCACCACAACACCAGAUGCUGAAGGUAAUAGCAAUCCAGCUUUGAAUAUCUCAAUACAUGGUCUACAUAAGUGUUCCAUGAUGGAAAGUAAAUCAGGAUUGGAAAGCAGAACAGCUAAAAGGUUGGGUUUGCCAAAAUCUCCUGCCAAUACCUUGCAACAGAAGGCUACUGCUCAAGGUGGUCCUAAGAAAAGGGAUUUGGAUUUGCAUCGAAUGAUUUUUAAGGAACAUGGUCUACCAGAGGGAUCUAAAUUAGCAUACCGUGUGAAGGGAAAGGAUGUGCUUAUAGGUUACAAAUCUGGAAAUGGUAUAAUGUGUAGUUGCUGUGACACUAACGUUAGCCCUUCGCAAUUUGAAGCUCAUGCUGGAUUGGCAGUGCGGCGCCAGCCCUAUCAUCACAUAUAUACUUCUGAUGGCUUGUCACUUCAUGAAGUAUCAAUAUCUCUGAUAAAUGAUCAAAACUCAACUGCAAAAUGCUUUUGCUUGAAGUUACAAUGUGAACCUGAUGGCGAAUGGGAUUGCCCCUAUUGCACAGAUAAUGUCAAGUCUAAAUUAGCUCCCAGUAAAGGAUGCUCAAGUGCUGUGAGACCAGUUGACCUUCGCUUGAGACGAAUGGCUCUUUCACCAAUCCGGAAUUCGAUGCAAACUCAUGUGUUUUCUGUGGUCAAGAAUGGCUCUUUCACCAAUCCGGAAUUCGAUGCAAACUCAUGUGUUUUCUGUGGUCAAUGUGACAGGCUGUAUCAUUUUAGUUGUUUAGAGGAUCCUGGAUCCUGUGAAGUAAAGGAAGUCUGGGAUUGCAAGUGGUUUUGUUGCAGAGAUUGUGGGACAGUUCAUGCUGCUUUACAAGACUUGGUUAAUAAUGGACCAAACAUUAUUCCUGAGUCAUUAAUGAGUAUAUUGAAAAGGAACCCUGAGGAGAGAAACCUACCCAACGAUGCUGAAGCUGAUGUUCAGUGGCGACUAAUAAGAGGAACAGAUUAUGAAGAGAUAAAUUCGGAGGAUAAAGUUUUACUUUGGAAGGCAAAACUAUUUCUUGAAGAUUCAUUUCAGCCCAUAGAAUGUUGUGGUCGUAAUUUAAUAGGUGCUAUGGUUCAUGGUUUAGAGGUGCCUGGGCUAGAUUGCCGUGGAAUGUAUUGUGUGGUGAUAACUGAAAAAGCAGAUCCUGCAUCAGGAGAUUUUAGCAAAUAUAAUCUUCGGCCAUUAGAUCUUGCAUCAGCUGGAGUUCUUAGGAUAUUUGGUACGAAGGUUGCGGAACUUCCUUUGGCUGUUACUUACAAGGGAUAUCGAGGAAAGGGUUACUUUCGGACUCUUCUUUUAUUAAUUGAGAGGUUACUGAGUCGCUUGAAGGUGGAAUUCCUCGUAGUUUCUGUUGAUGAAGACGUGCGGUCAAUAUGGAUAAAUAAGCUUGGAUUUGCAGAAGUAACAAAGGAGCGGUUGCAGGCAUAUGUAGAGCACCCCAUAGUGAUGUUUGAGAAUACAAUCGUGUUGGGAAAGGCAAUACCUCCUUCCUUGGCUGAAGAAAGUUGAAAGAGUGUGCAUUAAUUCCCGUUUCUUCCUUAUCUCCAACUUCGGGUAAUGUUUUCUGCUGCUUGUGUUUUAUGCUGCUUGUGUUGGAUGUAUGAGCGAAGAUUAACAAAGAUUAGAAAGAUGUCAGAACAGAAUAAUGCUACAGGAAGAAA
Molecule: messenger RNA, 1814 nt
Organism: Elaeis guineensis (African oil palm)
Lineage: Eukaryota; Viridiplantae; Streptophyta; Magnoliopsida; Arecales; Arecaceae
Source: RefSeq, a predicted model, not a curated record